GCGGUGUGCGCGUCGAGAGACGGGGCGUACGUCGCGAGCGGGUCGGCGAGCGGGACGUGCGCGGUGUGGGAAGCGCGGAGCGGGCGGUUGCUCGCGAGGUUUAAAGCGCACUUUAAGGGCGUGACGACGAUGACGUUCACGCCUUGCGGAAGCGCGCUGGUGACGGGAGGAGAGGAUGGGGCGGUGCACGCGUGGAGGGUGAGCGCGCUAGACGGCAUGGUGGCGCUCGUCGGGCACUCGAAGAAGCUCGUGAGCGUGCGGUGCUCGAGCGACGGCAACUCCAUCAUCUCCGCGAGCGAAGACGGUACCGCGCGCGUGUGGGACGUCGCGUCU
This is a messenger RNA of Ostreococcus lucimarinus CCE9901, 333 nucleotides long. RefSeq lists its product with no specific name. Lineage: Eukaryota; Viridiplantae; Chlorophyta; Mamiellophyceae; Mamiellales; Bathycoccaceae. Gene Ontology annotation, cellular component: nuclear pre-replicative complex. Gene Ontology annotation, biological process: rRNA processing; DNA-templated DNA replication. The annotation marks the transcript as partial. The transcript has 2 exons. The record is from RefSeq and is a predicted model, not a curated record. Gene Ontology annotation, molecular function: protein binding.